Haliotis rubra (blacklip abalone) is the source of this 962-nucleotide messenger RNA. RefSeq names its product carbohydrate sulfotransferase 1-like. The transcript has 2 exons. Gene Ontology annotation, biological process: N-acetylglucosamine metabolic process; sulfur compound metabolic process. NCBI's taxonomy places the organism in Eukaryota, Metazoa, Mollusca, Gastropoda, Lepetellida, Haliotidae. The record is from RefSeq and is a predicted model, not a curated record. Bases 21 to 962 code for a protein of 313 amino acids. Gene Ontology annotation, molecular function: N-acetylglucosamine 6-O-sulfotransferase activity.
AAGCCACAGAAAAGAAGACCAUGGUAGUUCUUCUGACGUACAUGCGCAGUGGAUCCACGUUCACCGGUGAUGUCAUCCAGAAUAACCCGGAUGUCUUCUACGUGUUUGAACCGCUUCACUCUAUAGAGCGGUUCCGCAAGGGGAAAAUGAAUCUAAUGUUUCUCAAUGAGGGCCUACAGAGAAGAGUGCCUUCAGUAUCGCAGAAAACACUUGAAAACUUCCUGACAUGUAACAUGCGCGGCAUUGACGUUUAUACCCUGGGUCAACGUCACAUGCACAACAGCAUUGACACACGUGACUACGACAACUGCAGGAACCGGAAGCCAGGGAUCCUUGGAACCCUUGAUUGUCUUCCUGUGUUAGAGCGGCAUUGCGUCAGGGCUCCUGUAUCAUGUGUUAAAACCAUCAGGUUCAAUAUGACAGACAUGAGGUACCUCAUGAACAAACAUAAAAACAUUAAAAUUAUUCACCUGAUUCGGGAUCCGAGGGCCACACUCCGGUCUCAGAAAAGCGUAGGGCAGAUCUCCUUUGAUAGCUUGGACAUACAUGCAGAGAAUUUCUGUCAGAGAGUAAAACGGGAUUUGGAUGUUUCUUCAGAGAUAAAACCAUUUUACCCUCAGCGCAUUUUGACCGUUCGAUAUGAGGACUUAGCCGAGAGACCUUUCGAGACAACAGAGCACAUCUAUAGAUUCCUCGGCUUAAAUUUAACUACAAGCAUCCGAGAUUAUGUCCAAAAUAUAACGAGUGGCAGUGGCAACAUCUGUAGAAGGAACUCCUUGUGUACCAACAAGAACUCCAGGCAAAUUGUUUCCAAAUGGCGGACAAGUCUAUUGUACAGUCAUGUGGCUGUUAUCGACAAAAUCUGUGAGCCUUUGUACAAGAUGAUGGGGUAUCUACCCGCUAACGAACACAACCUUCGGAAUCUCAGUGUUCCCAUGUACACAACAAGGAACACUCGCUAG